ACCUACUCUUUCACCUUUCACCUUCAACCCCAGUGUGGCAGAAAACAUGGCUGCCUCCAUCAGAGGGAUCACGAAGUUUCUGGGCCGUCUCUCGCCUUCCCUUUUACAUCCAUCACGAACGUAUCAGCUGUGUCUACGAAGGCUCCCUGUUGGAGCCGGCCCUGCUCCCUCACUAUUUACAUUUCCAAGUCACCUGUUCUGCACAGCAGCAUCGCUCCAACAAGACGAAGCAGCUCAAGCCGCUGAGGCUCUCCUUCGCUACAAGGACAGACCAUGGGAUUAUCUGGAGAGUGAAGAGUACAUCGAGAAGUAUGGGAUCGAACCGGUGUGGGCAGGCUACAGGAGGAACCACAAAGGGGGCAUCCCCCCACAGAAGACACGCAAGACUUGCAUUCGAGGAGAGAAGAUAUGUGGGAACCCCUGUCCAGUCUGUCGGGAUCCAAACGUCAUAAUCCACCAUCAGAAUGUGAAGUUGUUGCAGCAGUUUAUUAGCCCCCACACUGGAAUGGUGUACGACCCCACUCGAACCGGUGUGUGUAUGAAACAGCAGAAGAAGCUGCAUGAGGCAGUCGUGACAGCGAGAGAUCACGGCUUUCUUAGCUUUCAGAUACCAUAUGUGGAAUUUUCAGGAGAGGACUACUCCAAUUCCCAUGAUGCUGUGGGGUCAACACCACCCGCCCAGUCAUUGACCUCUGGUGAAACUUGGUACCAGUGGUACAGUGAAAUGGCACCUGAUGAGGAUGAAGUGGCUAAAGUGAAGAAGAAGUACAAAGCUUACUUAAAGUGAUGCUGUUGGGAUGUGAAUGGCUAAUAAAACAACAACAAAGA
Molecule: messenger RNA, 828 nt
Organism: Pungitius pungitius (ninespine stickleback)
Lineage: Eukaryota; Metazoa; Chordata; Actinopteri; Perciformes; Gasterosteidae
Gene: mrps18b
Product: mitochondrial ribosomal protein S18B
Exons: 7
Coding region: 47-787 (246 amino acids)
Biological process (GO): mitochondrial translation
Cellular component (GO): ribosome; mitochondrion
Molecular function (GO): structural constituent of ribosome
Source: RefSeq, a predicted model, not a curated record